UAAAAGGCUUUGAGUAAUUUUAUAUCAGCUGAAUUUCUGUUUCGGUAAAUAUAAUGUCAAAAUGAGACAUUCAUUUUCGAUAUGGACAAUACACCUUUGAGUAUUACACAGAUCUAUAUACAAAGAGAUUACCAAGAGGGAACGAUAUGCAAAUUUAAAAAUAAAUUUCCACCGGAGUUAGAGGGAAAGAUUGAUAAACAAUAUUUCGAAGAUACAAUUAAUACACUCAAUGAAAUGUAUAGAGAAGCAGAAAAAUUCGGACCUAGAACAUUUAUUGAAGGGUGUUUGGGUUGUAUGACUGCAUAUUUAUCUUAUAUUUUUAUUGACACUACCUGUGAAAAGUAUUUAAAGAAAAUACGAAAAUAUAUACAUGAGCAGAAUGAAAGUAUAUACAUUCCAAAAGGCUUAUAUUUAACAGACCCUUUAGAGAAAGGAUUGCGUGUGUUAGAAAUAUCAAUAUAUGAACCAACAUCACAACAUUUAUCAGCUUGAUCUAUUUGCUUAUAUAUGAUUUAUUUUGAUAUAUAUUUUAUAUGCCAUUGUAAUUAGUUAAUAAAUAAUUUGCCUUUAAAAA
Molecule: messenger RNA, 574 nt
Organism: Gordionus sp. m RMFG-2023
Lineage: Eukaryota; Metazoa; Nematomorpha; Gordioida; Chordodea; Parachordodidae
Product: golgin subfamily A member 7-like
Exons: 4
Coding region: 82-492 (136 amino acids)
Biological process (GO): protein targeting to membrane; peptidyl-L-cysteine S-palmitoylation
Cellular component (GO): palmitoyltransferase complex
Source: RefSeq, a predicted model, not a curated record